Molecule: messenger RNA, 1941 nt
Organism: Hemicordylus capensis (graceful crag lizard)
Lineage: Eukaryota; Metazoa; Chordata; Lepidosauria; Squamata; Cordylidae
Exons: 2
Coding region: 941-1378 (145 amino acids)
Source: RefSeq, a predicted model, not a curated record
CGAUCGCAGCCGCUCUAGGCUGCGCGGCUUGUUUGCCCUCAGCCCCACCCCCUGGAGCACGUGGCACUGGGAGCUAGCUCCCAUUGGCCCGGCUCCGUCUCGGAGGCGGGGCUAGCAGCAGUGAACCGGCAGCAGGCCUGUGCCGGCUCAGUCCUUCCCUGACCGAGCAGAAGGAAGGACGUGCUGCUGCUCGGCUUCGGGGCCUCCACGUGGCUGGCUGGGUACCCGAAUCGGAAGCCGGAGCAGGAGGCCCACGGGAGCGGAACGUCGGGGAGCAGUGCAGCGGCCCUUCGAGCGAGCAGCGGAUUGGAGCGGCUGGGCGGCCAGGGCCUCUGUAGCCCGGCCGCCUGUGGUAACGGGCUCUGGGGGGAUCACAGGAGAGGCUUUUAAGUCCUCCUCGGAACGGCCUUUGAUCUUCGGGCCUCUCCACACAAGGGCUUCUAGGCCCCGGCAGGCCCAAGCUGCCCAGCAUCGAGUGAGGGCAGCAGGCCGCCCCAGGCCCUCAGUAGGCCGCACCAGGCCUUCAGCGGGGGGGCAAUUGACUAACCCGGUCAUCUGGGGGAGGGUUGAUUGGACGUUGGGGGUGUUGGCUUGAACUGUGUGAACCCCUUCAACCCAGGGCCCAUUUAGGCCUUCUGCUAAGGGCGGCCUUUGCCUUUAUUGUCGGGCCUGUAGGGCCUAACCCCCCCACACACACCCAUUUUGGGGGCCUGCAUUGACUAGGCCUCCCUGGUGGGCUCGUGGGCCUCCCCUGCCGGGCCUAAGCUUCAUUUGGGGGCCUUUCAGUGGGGCUGGGCCUUACCACGGCUAGGUGGGGCAGGCGCUGUGACUCAUAGGCCUUCCUUGCCAGCGUAGGCCUCAGUCAGCCUUGCGCCGGCCAGGUCACUCGUUUACGCACUUGAGGGCAGGGUACAGGCCCAUAAGCUUCAUCCUUUGGGACAUGGGCCCUAAGAAAGCCCCAGUUAAGAAAGCCCCAGUUAAAAAGGGUGGGAAGGCUCCAGCCAAGAAGGGUGGCAAGCCAACGCGGCCACCUAAGAGGCCAAACGCACCCGCCGAAUCCUCCUCCGACGAUGAGGGCGAUUUGGAACUGGGUGCCAUCAGGGCGUUUAUAGCACGGCUGCAGGCCCUUGAGAGGCAGCGCACCACUCUAGAGGGCGACGAGGCGGGCGGGGGGCCUUCGGGGGUGCCCCCACAUGCAAAAAAGUCAAACAGGGCGGAAAAGAAGGCAAAACUAAUGCAGGGCUUUGCUGACCGUCUAGCAGCUUUGGAGGCGGCGGCGGGAACUGCCCACGAGGAACCAGCGGGGAUCACGACACAACCGGCGGACUCAGGACCAGGAGACGGCAGGGACGACAAUGUCCUUCAUGAAGAAGCUUAAGUGAAAAUUAUUGAAAUCCAGACAGUUUUUUAAGGACUACCUAGUUAUGGACUAACCACAUGAUCUGAACUUAUGAAUCAUCUCCUUGAGCUCAAGGACUAACCAGCCAUGGCCUUAUCAUAUGAUCUGAACUAAUGAAUCUUCCUGAGCUUCAUAUGUAUUUGAAGAAAUGUAUACCUCAUUGCAUAUAGGAGAAUGGACAUUUUCCGUGUCAUCUAAAUCAACAUGAAAAACUAUGCUGUGAUAGAACGAUUGGAACACCGCCACCAUCUCUAUGAAUUAAUUUUUUGAGAGGUUUGGAUCUCACAGGUUCAUGGAGACAAGAUUCCUUUGUGGCAAACAUUGCCAAUUAGUCUAUUAAGUGGACAUUGUAUUUGUAUGAUUCCCUUUGGAAAUAUGUAUGUUCAUUAUGAAUGGGAAUAUAUUUCAUGUGUAGCAUUUAUUCUCAUGCUUAUAUAAGAAUUUUCGAAUGGUUCAUGACACACUCCUUGGUUUUAAGUAGGAUAUAUGUAUCAUAACUUAUUAUAUGCAUAUUUAUUAUAAUACACAAUUUUAUAUAUUUG